AAAUAUGAUUGAUUUUUUAACGGUGAUGUGUUCCUUUGGGUCAUUGAGUCGGUAUAGGCCUGCCGCAGGUAGACAAACGCAUUCGUCAUAGCAAUUAGCGCAUAAAUUAAGUUAGCUCGCGUCUAUUGUUAACACGGGCGCGUAUGAGAAAUCGGAGCUCAUUAUUAGUAGUACAUGUUUCUGGGAUUUAUUCAUCUUUCAGAUUUGUGUGAAUCAGUGAAAAAUUGUCAAACUCAGCGGAGAAAAGUCCUAUAAUGUCAACAAUCUGAAACAUUGGUCGGUAGUUGUCCGAAAGUGUUUCCUCAGAAUUCCCUCAUCAUGAAGAAAUCCAGUGUUUGUUUUAUUUCGUUGUUGGUCUUGGUGAACGUCUUCCGGGGACUCCAUUCAUUUGAAUGUCCGGAGUACAUGCGGCGCCGGUACGACUAUAUCGUAGUGGGAUCCGGAUCUGCGGGAACAGUACUUGCCGCUCGACUCUCAGAAAAUCCAGAUCACAGAGUGCUCUUGGUGGAGGCCGGCGAAUCGGACCGGGAGAGAAAGGAGACCCCCUACAUCGAUAUCCCCGCCCUCUACCCCCUGCUGGUCAAUUCCUCAGUGGACUGGGGGUACUAUAGUGUUCCACAGAGACACGCAGGAUAUGCCUUCAAUAAUAGGCAAUUUCCUCUCCCUCAAGGAAAAGUAAGUGGGGGAACAUUCAGCAUCAACAAAAUGAUAUAUCAGCGUGGAAGUCGCCACAUUUAUGAUUACUGGGCAUCAUCCGGGGCCUCGGGCUGGAGCUUCCGGGAAAUUUUAAAAUACUUCCGGCGGUCCGAAGAUAUCGCAGUUCCGGAGUUGGCAAGAUCAACUUACCAUGAGCAGUGUGGCCAGCUCCGGGUGUCUCGACUCCCGCCCAGCCCGCUCCUCAAGCUCUACCUGAAAGCCGCCAAUGGUCUGGGCUACCGGACCAUCAACUGUAACGAGGGAACAGAUAUCGGUGUAUGUAGGAUUCAUACUAACAUUAAGUUUGGUGAGCGCUGGAAUACGUUAAAAGGCUUCAUAAGACCUGCUCUGGGCAGAAGAAAUCUGGAUAUGGUCACAGAUGCUCAUGUGUCAAAGGUGCUGAUUUCUAACAGAAAAGCCCAGGGUAUAGAGUUUAUUCACCGAGGAAUAUCCUUCAGCGUACAGACAGAUAAGGAAGUAAUUCUGGCGGCCGGAACAUACGGAUCUCCGGCGAUCCUAAUCCGGUCUGGCAUCGGACCCGCAGAACUUCUUCAGAAACUCCAGAUACCGCCAAUUUCUUUGAUACCGGUCGGGGAAUCCCUUCAAGACCAUCCAACAGUCAACAUUAGAGUCCUAGUUAAAGUGCCCACCAUCAAACCUCAUGCUAUUGCUGAUCAGGUCAAAAACAACCAGUAUCUGUUUCAGAGGACAGGACUGUUGGCAGAAUUGCGUGGCACCGAAGCUCUUCUUACACUGCAGUCAAACCCUAACUCUAUCAUUGCUUAUCCUGACCUUCAAAUAACCUUCACAAGUUCUCUGGGUGACCAUGAUCCCAUGAUUGACUACGUUGGAAACAAAAAUCUUACGUUUAUAAAGUCUUGGUACUCUAUUGCAAGGGGGAGAGAUGGUGUAACAUUAAACAUCAAGUUGUUGCAUCCCGCUAGCAGGGGGAAAAUGAUAUUAAAUAGUGUGGACCCCAAGGUGUCCCCAUCUAUUGAUCCUGCAUAUCUAUCAUCACCAGAAGAUGUCAAAUUACUCAUUAAAGGAAUUAGAAAAGCACAGGAGCUGUUAAAGACGCCAGCUUUCCGGGAUGUUAGAGCUUCUCUGGGUCCUUCAUUCUCGGGCUGUUUGCACUUCGUGCAAGACUCCGAUGCAUACUGGGAAUGCUACAUCCGGCAUUUCAUGGAACCAGGUCAUAACCCUGUCUCAACUAAUAAAAUGGGGUCCGUCAAUGAUGGCUCCACAGUAGUGGGACCAAAUCUGAAAGUGAAAGGCGUAAGCGGCCUUCGUGUUGCAGAUGCUUCCAUCAUACCAGAAAUAACAGAUUAUACUAAUGCAGCAACAAUCAUGAUAGCAGAAAAAGCCGCUGAUUUGAUUAGGAGUGACGCUAACAACCCUCUGUAGGAAACCAGUGAUAGAUUCCGCGACAAAAUAUGAUGAAGACUGCGCAGGAGAGGACAGACAAGCAAAAAAAAAAAAAAAAAAAAAGGGAAAAAAAAAGAAAAGAGUAAAGCGAAAGAAAGGGGCUUUGUUCGUAGUACUUGCGAUUUCUUUUUUUUUUUUUUCUUUUUCUUUUUUGACAGCAUUUUCUUAACUGUUUAUCAUCACAUCAUAAUCAAUUGUAUGCUGUAAUACUCAUUCAAGAAGAGGGAGAGAUCGUGGUUUGUUUAAGAUAUAACUAUAUGUAGAUCGAACAUUCCCUACCGUCGUUUUCGUGGGAUUUAAUAUUCAAUGUUUUCGUGAUCUGGACACAAUCACAAAUUUAAAUCCUCCAUAAACAUUAAAAUGAAUAUCAAUAAUAUCAACUCUUCAACCUUGAAAUUAAAUCUUCUUGAACAAACGAAAUUUUGACCCCAUGGAAAUAUAUGAUUCUACAAUACUUUCUAAUUUAUAUCUUUAUAAUGAUCUAGCUUACCAAUACAACCUGUCAUUGGGUUAAAUGUUGUCUAACGUGUUUCAUACCAAUUAUUAGGCCGUUCCUAGCACACUAAUUCUGACUACGGAUUACUCCGUUUAACUGAUCAAUAUAUAGGGCUCACGGAGGGUGUGACCGGUCGAUAGGGAAUGCUUACUCCUCCUAGACACCUGAUUCCCCAGCCUGGUAUGUCCAGGCGUCCGUGUUUGCCCAACUCUACAUUUUGUAUUCAUUAUGUUAUGAGAUUGAUCAUCUUAGAAAUAAUAACAAAGACCGACGACUGUGAUCUAAUAAGCAAGGAGCCGUUCUAUCUUAUUAUUUACAACACGAAAUUUACAUGUUUACCACGUGUAUUGUAUUCUUUAUUGUUAAAAGCAUACUUAAUUGAACAUACCAUUAGAGACAAUGAAUCGGUCUCUAAGAUAGCGCCAGGGAAAAUAGUUCAACUCAUAAUGUAUAGUGUGCUGUAAUAUACAAUGUAUAUAAAGAACGCUUGCCUUGUCCCCCAUAAAGCAAACACAUCUACGAAACUGUGAUGGUGUCGAAAGUGCAAUGCCAGUUAUUCCAGGAAAUAGAAUAGUGUUUUAGACGCCUCAAAAGGGAAAUGAUGCCUAGAAAAACUUUUUCAUUCAGCCAUUGUAAUAUUUUUGCUUGUAUAAAAUCAUGUUUGUGCUUCCAUGUUGACGAACAAGUUUGUCAUACCCUUCACUGAUGUUUCAACAAGAUGUAGAAUCAUAUAGAAAAACGGUUUCAUGUCUAAGAAAUGUUAAUAUUGUUUCGAUGUACAUGUAAUUUUCAUUAAUUAGAACAACAGCAUUGAGAUUGCGAUAAAUACUGUAAACAGGGUUAUUUUCGCCCCGUGUUAUUUUCGCCUUUCUACAUUUGCAGGCAGUUUUGCCCCGUUUUGAUUUCGCCCAGACAUAGCUGUGUUAAAAGACAGAUAUGAGAGAAAACAGUUUCGCCCACUCUUAAAUUCGCCCAGUGACAACGAGUGCGAAAGGGACAAAAAUAAAACGGGGGCGAAUAUUUCCCUGCAUACAUUAUUUACAUGUAGAGUACAAGAUAAUGGUUUGUAUGCGAUAAACCAAGCCUGUUUAGACUUUGGUCGAACAUUAAGAAUCACGAGAUGUGUGUACUAUAACGUGGGGUGUCAUAUUGAGGCCUUCCGCGGAUAAUAUUGUGUGCUUAAGCAUGCGCAUUGCUGUAUAUCGGAAUACAUUAUGUAGACUACAUGUAUGAUAUUUACUACAAACUGUCACAAUAUCAAUAUUUGAUGACCUGAAUAAACUCGCUGACAUAAACACGCAAAUGUAUUUUAUGGAGUGUAAAUAUCAA
Ostrea edulis (European flat oyster) is the source of this 3946-nucleotide messenger RNA. Its product is annotated as L-sorbose 1-dehydrogenase-like. Gene Ontology annotation, molecular function: oxidoreductase activity, acting on CH-OH group of donors; flavin adenine dinucleotide binding. Bases 319 to 2100 code for a protein of 593 amino acids. Lineage: Eukaryota; Metazoa; Mollusca; Bivalvia; Ostreida; Ostreidae. The transcript is spliced from 12 exons. The record is from RefSeq and is a predicted model, not a curated record.